UACUGCAGUCUCUUUUAGAUCUGACUGGAGAUAGUUUCCUUGUUUGAAAAACAGGAAUAAUUUACAGUGUACAAUGUGGCAUAAGAAACGUGUUUCUUUAAACAUGGGUGAAACAGAGCAGAGACCAACUGCAGGAUCCCGGUUAGGAGCUCAGGAAAAUGCUGGGAUCAGUACGUUGGAGCAUGGACAGAAACUGCCUCCGACACCGCCUGGAAAGCUUGUCUCUAUCAAAAUCCAGAUGCUGGAUGAUACGCAGGAAAUCUUUGAAGUUCCGCAAAGAGCUCCAGGGAAGGUCCUGCACGAUGCCGUUUGCAGUCACCUGAACCUUGUUGAAGGCGACUAUUUUGGCCUUGAGUUUCCAGAUCAUAGAAGGAUGAUGGUGUGGCUGGACCUUUUGAAGCCCAUUAUGAAGCAGAUUAGAAGACCUAAACACAUUGUUGUAAAAUUUGUAGUAAAAUUCUUCCCACCUGAUCAUGCUCAGCUGCAGGAAGAACUGACAAGGUACCUAUUUGCAUUGCAAGUGAAGCAGGACCUGGCACAGGGCAGGCUAACAUGUAACGAUACCAGCACUGCACUCUUAGUCUCACACAUUGUACAGUCUGAGAUUGGGGAUUUCGAUGAAACCAUAGAUCGUGAACACUUAGCAAAGAACAAGUAUAUACCUCAGCAAGAAGCACUAGAAGACAAAAUUAUGGAAUUCCACCUGAAUCAUAUGUUUCUUGGCUUUUGUUUCUGCAGGGGACAGACACCAGCAGAAUCAGAUUUCCAGUUGCUAGAGAUUGCCCGUCGGCUGGAGAUGUAUGGAAUUCGGUUGCAUCCAGCAAAGGACAGGGAAGGAACAAAGAUCAACCUGGCAGUUGCCAACACAGGCAUUCUGGUGUUUCAGGGUCACACCAAGAUCAAUGCCUUCAACUGGGCCAAGGUUCGGAAGCUCAGCUUCAAGAGAAAGCGUUUUCUUAUCAAGCUGCGGCCCGAUGUGAAUAGUUCAUUCCAGGACACCUUGGAGUUUCUGAUGGCUAGUCGGGACUUCUGCAAGUCUUUCUGGAAGAUCUGUGUAGAACAUCAUGCCUUUUUCAGACUUUUUGAGGAGCCCAAACCAAAGCCUAAACCUGUUCUCUUUUCUAGAGGUUCAUCAUUUAGGUUCAGUGGUCGGACUCAGAAGCAGGUUCUUGACUAUGUUAAAGAAGGAGGACACAAGAAAGUGCAGUUUGAAAGGAAACACAGCAAGAUUCGUUCCAUCAGGAGCCUGACUGCCCAGCCUUCAGAACAGCAUUCAGAGGUGCCAAAACAAAGCUCUAGCUUUACAUUUGGAGAUGAUGCUGAUGCCCCAGCAGUGCAGAGCUGCCAGCAAGGGAAGGAACUAAAAGUGUCAGCAGAAGAUGCUGAGCAGCGCAGAAGCCCAUCCUUGAGGAAGAGUCCUAAGGAAGGCAGAAGGGUGGAUGGAGUGGUGAUGGCAACAAUGGAGGAAGAAGAGGAGAUCGUUAAGGAUAGGACACAGCAGAAUAGAACUCAGUCGCAGCAACCAAGCACAGCAGGCUCUCUGACUGGCAGCCCUCACCUUUCAGAGCUUUCCAUCAAUUCCCAAGGAGGACCGCCACUGGCAAAUACAUCGUUAUCUCCAAACCUGAGCCCUGAUGCCAAGCAGUCCUCUCCACUGAUCAGCCCACUGCUGAAUGACCCAUCAGGCAUAAGGACUGAUGAUGAGGAAGAGGUCAGGAGAAAGAGGUGUCCAGCUGACAAAGCUUACUUUAUUGCUAAAGAAGUAGCCACCACUGAACGAACGUACCUUAAGGACCUCGAAGUCAUCACAUCGUGGUUUCAGAGUGCAGUGAGUAAGGAUGACUGUAUGCCAGAAACACUGAAAAAUCUCAUAUUUUCCAACUUUGAACCUUUGCACAAAUUUCAUACCAGUUUUCUCAAGGAAAUUGAGCAGAGACUUGCUCUGUGGGAAGGGCGCUCUAAUGCUCAUAUUAAAGGAGAUUACCAAAGAAUUGGUGAUGUUAUGUUAAAGAACAUUCAGAGUAUGAAGCAACUGACAAUUCACCUGCGGAAGCACAAUGAGAUUUUGAUGGAGUUGGAGAAUGAGAUUAAGAACUCUCGCAAGCUGGAGACCUUGUGCAGGGACUUUGAACUACAGAAAGUCUGCUACCUGCCCCUCAACACCUUCCUCCUCAGGCCUUUGCAUAGGCUGAUGCACUACAAGCAGAUAAUGGAGAGGCUCUGCAAACACUACCCACCAAACCACACAGACUUCAGGGACUCCAGAGCUGCUCUGGCUGAGGUUUCUGAAAUGGUGGCUCAGCUCCAUGGCAAUAUGAUAAAGAUGGAGAACUUCCAGAAGCUGCAUGAACUGAAGAAAGAUUUGAUAGGCAUUGAUAAUCUGGUAAUCCCGGGAAGGGAGUUCAUUAGACUGGGCAGUCUUAGUAAGCUGUCAGGAAAAGGUUUACAGCAGCGGAUGUUCUUCCUGUUUAAUGAUGUUUUGUUGUACACAAGCAGAGGCCUGACAGCAUCAAAUCAAUUUAAAGUCCACGGGCAGCUCCUAUUAUAUGGCAUGACAAUAGAAGAGAGUGAAGAAGAAUGGGGAGUUCCUCAUUGUCUGACAUUACGAGGUCAGCGUCAAUCCAUCAUUGUUGCUGCAAGCACACAGGCUGAAAUGGACAAGUGGACUGAGGACAUACAGAUGGCAAUAGAUCUGGCAGAAAAAAGCAAUGGCCCAGCACCUGAACUACUGGCUAGUAGCCCACCAGACAAUAAGUCUCCUGAUGAAACAACUGUAGACCAGGAAUCAGAGGACGAUCUCAGUGCAUCCCGCACCUCUCUGGAACGUCAGUCACCACACCGUGGCAACACUACGGUGCACGUCUGCUGGCACAGAAAUACCAGUGUUUCAAUGAUCGACUUUAGUAUUGCUGUGGAGAAUCAGCUCUCUGGAAACCUUUUGAGAAAAUUCAAGAACAGCAACGGGUGGCAGAAGCUCUGGGUGGUAUUCACCAACUUCUGUAUGUUCUUCUACAAAUCGCAUCAGGACAAUCAUCCUUUAGCCUGCCUUCCCUUAUUGGGGUAUUCACUUACCAUGCCUUCUGAAUCGGAGAACAUUCACAAAGAUUAUGUCUUUAAGCUACACUUCAAAUCCCAUGUGUACUACUUCAGGGCUGAAAGUGAAUACACAUUUGAAAGGUGGAUGGAGGUGAUCCGAAGUGCCACCAGCUCUGCCUCACGCACUCGUGUUUUAAGUCAUAAAGAGUCUCAUGUGUAUUGACAGCUAAACACUCACCACACUGAUUGUUCCCACGAGCUGCUGCUUUUCUAGAGGACAUCUGAAUUUAUUCUCUCCCUUAACCUUUAGUAAAAACUUACAUUUGUUUAAGAGCAAAAAAUGAUUUUACAGCAACCUUCAUGAUCCCCUCAGCAACUGUUUAAACUUAAGUUUCUCCAUCAGCCCAGUGGCAGCAGUUAGUUUCCUGUCCUGUAUUUUGUCAUUCUGUGUGCUGUUUCUAGCUUGUGCCAGUAUUAAAAUAUUGUCCUUA
Gavialis gangeticus (Gharial) is the source of this 3527-nucleotide messenger RNA. It is a transcript of the gene FARP1, whose product is annotated as FERM, ARH/RhoGEF and pleckstrin domain protein 1. Gene Ontology annotation, cellular component: cytoskeleton. The coding region runs from base 74 to 3259 and encodes 1061 amino acids. Gene Ontology annotation, molecular function: cytoskeletal protein binding; guanyl-nucleotide exchange factor activity. The record is from RefSeq and is a predicted model, not a curated record. Lineage: Eukaryota; Metazoa; Chordata; Crocodylia; Gavialidae. The transcript has 27 exons.